Hylaeus volcanicus is the source of this 6822-nucleotide messenger RNA. RefSeq lists its product as uncharacterized. The transcript is spliced from 5 exons. Gene Ontology annotation, molecular function: acyltransferase activity, transferring groups other than amino-acyl groups. NCBI's taxonomy places the organism in Eukaryota, Metazoa, Arthropoda, Insecta, Hymenoptera, Colletidae. The record is from RefSeq and is a predicted model, not a curated record. The coding region runs from base 382 to 1638 and encodes 418 amino acids.
UUCAUGCGUAGGAUUCGAAUGUGAAUUCAGGCCUCGCAAAAUUUUUGAACCCGGCCCCGCGAAAGGUCACGUCGGCCAUGGGCGUUUGGAAGUGACGGAACGGCACUGGAGUUGCGGAGCGCCUGCGUGAUGCACGCCACGUCGGUGUACGGUGCAUGGAGGGUAACGGUGGCCCAGGGGCGGCAGUGCGGGUUCAGGGGGCGGCGAGGGCGGGUGCCUCCGUUGGAACUACCCCUUGACGACAGCCCGCAGCCAUUCGCACCCUCGACCGAUCUCGUGCCGCGUAAUUCUCGUUCUCCUCGAUAAUCGAGCGUCUGUGAAUCGCGACGACCGUUUUUCCGCUUGUUGGAUCGAGGAACACGCGAGCCACUCAGUUUCAGCAUGGAGUACCCCGAAGCGAUGGAACGAGGCCGGAACUUUCGUCUGCUCGCCGAGGAAGAGUUGUCUCAACUCCUGGACUUCCUUGCUGGUUAUUUGCCUGAAUCUUUAAAGUUCCAUCAAACCUUGUUGACCUACACGCGGGACAAAGUAUGGGACUUCCAUUUCUACGUGGCGAACGACUGGCCGGAAGCUGCGAUUUGUUUACAUUUUCCAGGCAUGACGUUAUCCCCCCACGGUUUGCUGUACGAGAGCGUGGGCGUCUUUUGUCCCAACGACCGGCUAGAGCUGCUCAAGUUGCUGAGGGAGGAGGACAUUCUCAUCGACUGGUCCAAGCCUCUGUACAUUAAUUUCGUUCACUACGACAUCGCCGAGGAGCUGACGCGUUUGUACGAGGACACGGGAACCAUCGAGAGGGUGGUAGGUGACGUUUUCGUCUGCGAGGAUCCGGAGAACGCGGACUGCAUCGAGGAACAGGACGAGAACGCCGAUCCUGACGUUCAGGUCCUGUCGCUGAAGGCCGAACACGCCGAAGGGAUACACGAACUGUACCCCGCGAACGAUAUGGAGUGCCACGAGCUCUUCCUACGGUUGAUCAGGCUACUGCCAGCGGCGGGGGUCUUCUACAAGGGCAAGUUGGCGGCCUGGAUGGUGCAGUCUUACUACGGAGCGAUGUUUUCCAUGCAGACCAAGCCGGAGUAUCGGAGGAAGGGCUACGGAACGAAACUAGCAAGGUACCUGACGAAACGUGUGGCCGAAAGGGGCUACCAGCCUUUCGUUGUGAUACGUCCAGAGAACGACGCCAGCCAGAGUCUGUACAAGAAAUUGGGCUUCAGGAACCUCUACCAAACAGUUCGGAUGUCGUUCGUGCCGCUGGCGUGGCAGGACGCGGACACUGACGCGGACAACGCGAGGGAUAGUUUGGAGAACGUUGUCAGGCACCUGACGAUUGGACAGAAGGUGGUGGACGCUUUUAGAAACGAGGAAAUCGUUAUCGACGAAGAGGCCGCGGAGAACGAAGAAGAAACGCAGGAUUGUUCGAGCGAGAAGGAGCAGCUCGAAAUGGUGGUCCAGGAGCCUGAUGACGAAACCGUCGAGAUCGACAGAGAGGAAUCGGAGGAGAGAAUAGAAGUUACCGAGUUACCUGCCGAAGAAGACGCGGAUGAAACAAACGGCGACGUGAAACCCUCGGGAGACGCCGAAGAAACACCGGACGACGGUGGUGGCGACCAAGACGACGGAGGAACGGACGCGGAAUAAUUAACUAUACAUUCGAUUAUUCGAUAGAAGGUCCACGAUUUACGUCACGUUGCUCGCUCGAGGGUGCGCUCGUCUUUCCACAGCUGGACGGAUCAUUCCCGACGACGAUGGCUCGAAUGACUCGUACCUCGCGAAGAAAUUCAUCGAUCGAACUGGUAGGAGCUGUACCAGCGAUUCCGAUGAUCGAAUCGCAAACCAAUGUGUCGAGUAUCAUUUUAUAUCCGCGAACAAAAAUUGAUUCAAAGUCCUCGUUUUAGAAUUAAUACUGGUAGCUUUUUAUAAGCGAAUCGAAUUGAACGUAACAACCGAGAGCAAUCGGUCGCGAUUGGCGUAAUUUUUCGCGUUUGAUCGAUGACAUGUCCUACGGAGGCGUCGUUUCGUCAGGGCGCGACCUCGAGCGACACCCGCGACGGAAGAAAAGAGAAAAGAAAUUAUUUUAAGAAACUUAACGACAUUACGGCACCGCGUUCGUGCGAGGCUUCGAUUCGCGUACGAAGAUGGCACGAUUCUGCGUACGGUUCCUCAUAUCAGACUGUUUGGAGAAUGUUGCGAAGGUCUCAGGAAUCAAUUAGACGUAUCCUUUUGGGUUGCCAAGGUUAGAUGGUUUCAAAGUCUAUCCAUACCGUGUCAGGUAUCUUCCUGUUGUAUUCGGUGGGUUCAUCGUUUCAAAUGUUUAGCGUUUUACGGUAACCCCCGCUUCUAAGUACAUGUUUAUUCCGACGAAAGCGAGUGGCCAGUGAACGUAGACUAUUAACCAUUUGCACUCAUUGUCAGUCUUAGAUUUCUCAGUUAUGGAAUGGCCACGAAAAACUCUUUGCAGUUUGUUAAACUAUCCGAUCUUCUUCCUAGAAUUUUACAUUUUUAUUAACCAAACAUAAUCAUACACAAACACAAGGCGUAGUACAAAAAUCUUAAACGAUUUUGUGUUGGUUAGAGACUGUUUCACAUUUAACAAACCUUAUGCGAUUCACGUCACAGAGAAAGUUUAUCUUUGAUAAACCCAGAGAGUUGGAGUAUUUAUGGACUGACUGUAUGAAGUUGUCUGUAUCGAAGUUGUAGAACGCCUUAAAGUGCCUGGGCAGUAAGGUGGCCUUAGGAGUGUAAAGGGUUAAUAGCGAAUGAACUACAAUGUUAUCUCUUCGCUAGUGAAAGUGUACUUUCACUGGUCAUCGUUAAAAAAAUGUCUACAUUUUACUAAAGACUUUAGUGAAAACUAUCCCAGACCUACUCACUAAUGAAUGUAGUCGCUUCCAAACGGGUAAACAUUGACGACGUAUAAGCGGGGGUUACUAUAUUUAUCACGAUCGUAUAUCUUUGUUGCAUAGUUGAAGAGUUAACCCGGAAUCGAUCAAUUGUUCAGAGACCGUGCGUCGCGUGAUAACGUAAAAAUGAAAGCAGAGAUGAGCAAAAUUUUAUUCGAAUAACAAUGGAACCUAUAUUAUUCGAUCGAAUAGUUAUAUUCUAUAAUUGAAAUUCUAAAGUCUCGUUCGACCACUAACAAAAGACGAGUUCCAGAUAGAAAUUUUGCUCAUCUUUUCAACAAAACGCUCGCUUUCGGGUUAACCGUUGUGAUCGAUACUAUACACUUGUAUCCUCGACGAAUGGUACGCGUUUUUACUAAAUUAUAAACGCGAGUCAGCGAGUACCGUUGUUUAUUAAAUUGAACGUAAUUAACGAGUCAAAGUUCCGACGUAUUCCGUUUCUUGUUGCACAAAGAAUGUUGUAUUUGAAAGAUACGAGCACGUCAUCGGUUGCUCGACAUUAGCUUCUCAGCGACCAAAAAUCCAAUAUAAGAUAGACUUUGAACUACGAAUCGUUCGUAUACGAACGACGAAUCCUAUUCACGAAACAAAGAGCGAACACCGUGAUCGAUAGUCGCGAGAUCGCUCAGAAGCUUGGCUCGGUGAAUCGAUCUGUGAUUGUAAUUUUCCCUGUAUAAAGUAGCGUUUCGAACAAAAAUUCCGAAGCCUCGUGCGACCUCGACACGCUUUCCUUAAUAUAAGUAGAAGUAAAAUUGCUGUGCCCGUGCGCUCGACCGUAAUUAAAUAUUUCAAGCAUAUUGAAUUACGGGAAACAUAGCUACGACGCUCGAAAAUUUCAAACACGAACGGUAUUUUCGAUUACGCUGACCGUUGACGAAAGGUGCGACGCACGUCCGAAGAUUUGCCCGCGAUUUUUCUCAACGCACUAAAAAAAAAAUAAAAAAAAAUUCAAAUAGAAAAAAAAUACAUUAGAGCGACGAACGUAGAAAAUUUCGGACUCCAGCUUUUCUUAAUCGGAGUCGAACAAUUCCUUAUCGGUACAAACAAACCUGCGUUCCCAUGGAUAGAAUUCGCCAAACGACGCUAGGGAUGUUCGAUUAAAUAAUAAAUGAUAAUUUUUCAGAAAUGCUCGAAAACGGAAAUGUAUACGUAGUCAGUGUAAUAAGUAUUCGUACAGGAACCAAUUCAAAAUAAAACUUCGUAUAUUUAUUUUGUUAAUAAAUUCUAGAAUUGCGUAGAAUUUGCGUAAAUUACAGUUUAUUAUUUUUAAUGUUAACCACUUAUUUCGUUUCUUAUUAAUUUUAUUUUCAAUUGGUUGCUGUACGAAUACUUCUUACACUGACUGUGGGCUUUAAGUACUUGCUUUCAUCGUCAAAAAGAAAAUAAAGUCUACAUGAAUCCAAUGAGCAUAGAUCGGUUGAAAAUGAAAGAAGAUGGUAUAAGCAGAGGAAAAAAGGCUUGAUGACACGCGUAAAAUUUUUAAAAAAUCGAACAUUCCUACCGAAAGCACAGUGUUGUCGCGAAACGAAAUUCACGAAGGUGGCAACGAAAAAUUUGUUUUUACUCGCGAAACUAGACGAACCGCCGCAACGAUCGGUCCAGCGUGCGAGCCAAUGAUAAUAAUAUUAAUAGAGACGAUCAUACGAUUAAUAUUAUUAUUAGUUACAGAAUACAUGUGUACGAUAUGAAUAUACCGCGCGCAAAACAAGGAAACCCGAUCGACCCAACUCGAUGACCGAGAGAACCGUUUCUAGGAACUAUAGACGUAGAUAUUAUUUGUAGCGUUUUUUCUACGUUUCGUAGAUGCGAAGAGAAAAAAAGAAAACCAGGUUUGAAAGGUCGUAGCCGGGUCGACCGGUAAAGUUUCCUCGAAGGCCCUCGACGCCCCUUCUUUAUUUUGGAUUUUCAACAUUUCCGGGGGCCAGCUGUGAUAUUUUCCCCACUCCAUGUACGUUCUGAUCGUAAAUACGAAACAUGCAAGGGGUAGGCCUGGACGAGCGUUUCUUGGCCAGAACCGAGCUGAAAACGCUUUGUUUUAUAAAAAUGGACGGCAAAGAAAUUUGUAAUAUUCUGGAAAUUUUAACGCGUCGAGUGUCGACAUAGUUUUUCAUGCUUUUCCGUUCGUGCUGAACGCGGUAGAGGUCUCGACAUUUCAUUACAUUCAAAGUCACCCCAUAGUGUGGGCAGAUACAAAGCUUUCCCUAAAUCCUUUGUGUACGUUUCAAACCUCGCGUUCGGAUCCUCUUUGGUAAACGGUUGUUUGAUACGUAACGUUGGUCCACAAAAAUUAAAACUAAGUAAAAAUUGAGUAAAAAUGUUACCUGAAAAAUGAAUAACAAAAUAUUACAACAAAGAAAUACAAGUUGGAAAACGUGUGAAAAGUUUUCUUUCUUAUUGGAAUUGUAUAUCUUAUUAUCUAUCUUUCGAUAGAGACUUUAUAAAACGAAUAUAUAUCACCUGAAGCAUGAACGGCUAAAUUAAAAGUCCAGAUUAGUUUAGGUAUAGCGUCGGGCACCGGUGUCCGUCACGACACUCGACGCGUGAAAUCCGAUCCCGUUCGAGAAAUGCUCGUCCAGAUCGUGAUCCAAUCCUGUUAGGUCUAGGCGAAAAUCGGUUGUCGUUAAUGGGACACACCCGAAACUCCCCGAAACUCCCCGAAUUCCAUUGAUGUUUUGCCACUAACGCGUUACAGGAGCGAAUAAAUCUGCUUCAAACUGUUCAAUUUCGAUUGCAGGCAUAGUGGCAAGAAUAACCGCGUAAUAGCACCGUCAAUUGUUUCUCACGGAAAAUCUUCGAGGGACAAAUUUUACUAACGUUAGUACGUUACAGUCUAUUCAUUUGAAACGUUCUAAUCGAGAUCCUUCCGGUUUUCAGCACAAAGUUUUCGAUCGACGUAAAUAAGUCGUCAAUUAAUUAUGUCAAUUUUAAUUUUACAAAUCUCGACAGAUUUUACAUCCGUUUAUUAACCGUUUUCGGAAACGAUCAUUUUCUUUUAUUAGCAACAUUCUUGUCAACGUGCACCGCGAACAUUAACGUACAUCAACUUUCAAUUAGUUCGUACAAACUAACCUCGAAAUUCACUUAUUUGCUCGUGAUUCCAAAAUAUUCGAGAAAAGAGGAACGUCGAAUCCAAACUGUCCGAAAAUCAGAGAUGAGCAAGAUUGCGUUUAAAUAGUAAAUUAAAAUUAUUUACAUUAUUUAUUUAUCUAACGUCUUCAUCGCACUGCAAAUUUAGGUUAGUUUUUAUUCGUUCAAUGUGAAAUAUAAGUUCGUACUAUGAUUCAAAUUGUAUUUCCUUUUAAAACAUAUAACCAAUUGAAAGUUGGUUACAUUUCAUUCAAUAUUCCAAACUUUUUAGAAAAGAAUUUUACUCAUCUCUGCAUAAAGUAACGUACGACAAAUUACUGUCCCCUGAAUGUGAAGCAUCGUGCCUUGUAAAACACAAAACGUCGAGUAGGGUUACCUUGACCGUCUCAUGGUACAAAACGGCACGGUGCAAUGAAUUUUAUUACAUAAUUCGUACUUUUAAAUCCAUUGUACAUCGUUAACCUGCGACAAGUCCGACCAAAGAAAACAAUCGAUAGUUUAAACGUGCACGCAAAUUGCGUCACGUAUCGCGUACCAAUAGAACGAAAAGUGAAUUUAAUUUUCAUAAAUCGCUCGAACCUGUCAAAUUAUGUUCCGCCAUCUAUAGUCGUAACGAUAAUUGUAAACUUACCCGAGCCAGGUUCCGUCGUUAUUUCGUACACUUUCUUACGCCGUGUACAAGCUCGAAUGGAAUUCGCGAGUACAAUCCAAGGAGAAGUGGCUGUUACGAGAGACACAAAUUUCUUGAUCAAACGCAUAGAUAUAUUAUCGAUGAAAUAGGGGAGUCAGAAGCUAAAACGUACCACAGCUGAAAAGAGAAAGAAAGCUAUACCUU